This is a messenger RNA of Trichobilharzia szidati, 3171 nucleotides long. NCBI's taxonomy places the organism in Eukaryota, Metazoa, Platyhelminthes, Trematoda, Strigeidida, Schistosomatidae. The record is from the annotation of a GenBank genome assembly.
AUGAAUUAUGCUGGACGUAAGCCAAUGAAACCGCUCAAUCAACUGAAGAAUAUUCACAAUGAACACUACGCUAAACUUCAGAAUAAACACGCCACAGAAACUGACUUGUUGGAUGACUUGAGAAUGUACUGUAAACAAAGAGCAGUCAUUGAACGCGAAUAUGGACAAUCAUUACAAAAGCUUGUAAACAGCUUUUUAUCUAAGAAAGAAUUUGUAUCGUCUGCAUCUUCAAAGAAUGAUAUGCUACUGUCUAGCAAACAGCCAACUGUUUGGCACAUAUGGCAUUCAUUAUUAACGGAGUCGAACAGUUUAGCUUUAUCUCGAUUACGUGCAUCAGAUAAUCAGCAAAGAUUGUCGAAUGAACUUAAACCGUUAAAAUCUCAACGUUUAUCAGUUAAUAAACGCGUAUUUGAACAACUGAAAAUACUUCAGGGAGAUCUCGCUGCAUGUGUUCAAGAAAUGGUGAAGUCACAUAAAGUUUAUGCAGAGGAAGAGAAACAAGCACAAGAAACUCGUUUAAAAACACUCGCUGCCAGAGAAAAGAUUCAGCGUCGAUCUACUGAUAUAUUUCAUUCUAUGGCACAAUUACACAAAAAUUAUGAUAAGCUUUUAGGUAAACGUCAAGCAUUUGAUGCACGAUCGGCUACUGCAAAAAAUGAAUAUUUAUUUCAAUUAACAGCAAUCAAUGCUCAUUUAAAGCAUUACUUUAGCGAGGAUUUACCAGUUUUAGCAAAAACAUUAGACGGUGAAUUAUACGAAAAGAUGGGAGAAGCCUUCACAGCGCUUUGUGAAAACGAGAUUGAGUUUUGCACAAAUACACAAAAACGAUUUGAUGCCUUACUCAAGGAAGCAUCACAUAUUAAUCGAAUCAAUGCCUGGGAGGAUUUUUUGAAGUCUUCACCGCAUUUUGAUAAGCCUGUUCAAUAUCACUUCGAGCCAAUGAAAGGAGAUGAGACAACAGUAUUAUACUCUGGUAAUAUAAAAGAAAGUAAUUUGGAACAAAUUGCACGUAAGCUAUCAAGGCGAUUAGUUGUCCGUGAACGGAGAAUUAAAUCUUAUGAGAAUGAAUUGAAAAUGUUACAAGCUGGUUAUGUAUCUUCACUGUCUGGCAUAGUUACUCCACAUCAACAAUCACAAUCGCAUCAAAUGCAACAGAAUACUUCAGAAACUGAAAAUAAUGAAGAAUUAUUAGCAUUCAAUCAGGAGUACGUUGAGCAUAAAGUUGAAGAAUUACAAUUCGCUAUACGUCGAGAAGAGAUUGAACGUGUAAAAAUAGAAGCUUGUUUAUCGUUAUUGCGCAAUUCAUCAAUUGAGGUCAACAAUUUCAUUGUUGAAGCUCGAAUAGCCGCUGAAGCAGCUGCUGCUGCAGCUGCAGCUGCGCAAUUUCAUAAUGAAAAUUCAAGUUCUGGUUUACUGAAUGAUUCUACUCCGAAUAGACGACCGAAUAUUCGACCGUCGGGUGAAGGAAGCAGUGAUAGUGCAGCUAGUAGUUCUGGUGUCAAUCAUUUUAUUGAUCAUGACUCAAGACUACUGAGUGAUUGGGAUCGACCAGUCAGAUCUUAUGGUUCUGGGAUAAUUGGUCGUGAUUCAGCCUACCCGGUCCAUAGAAGUUUUAACGAUGACGAUGGCGAUGAUGAUACUACUGGUCAAUUUUACAGAAGUAGAAUUAACGAUUGGUCCUCUACAUUUCCCAGACCGACAACUCUUGGUCAAGUGAAUAAUUCCAGUGAGAAAGGUUAUAAUUCUACGUAUAAAUCACCGCUACAGACAAAUACAAAGAUUACUUAUCCUAAUCAUAUUAACGCAUCCAAUAUUGAUUCUAUUGGUUCUAUAAAACAUGAUUAUCAGAAUGUUAACCAUAUGAAUCCACGAACUCGUGAUGAUAUUGCUGUCCACCGAUCAGUUAAUAGCAACUUUCAUAAUGGACAAAAUUAUAAUACUACUAGUAAUAGUAAUAAUUCAGUUAGUCAUCAUACUUCAAUAAUUCGUGUUGCUAGUUCAGACAAUUUUACAGAUAAUAAUAAAGACGAUGUUGAUUUUGAGGCUGUUUGGUCUGAAAAUGGUCGAUUACGUCGAGCUAAUGUAGUUCAUGAGUUUAGAGCUAAAAAACCAAAUGAAUUAGAUCUUGUUGUACAUGAAACUGUCGUCCUUUUAGAAGAUGAACACAAAAAUGGAUGGAUUAAAGUGAGAAGUUUAAUCGAUGGAAAUGAAGGUUUAGUUCCUUUCAGCUAUUUAAAACUGUGCAAUCCUCAUGUAACUAACGAAGAUCACAAGCUCAAUAACGAAAAUGAAAAGAACUCAUCUAACUCAGCCGUCCUUCCUGGAAAUACUGAUCAUAAUUAUCUAAAUAAAACAGGCCAGCUUGAUUUGGUAAAUACUUCUCUUCCUCCAGAAAUCGACGCACCCCGUCUUUCAUGCACAGAUGAACUUCUAGUAAAUGAAUCUCAACCACCACUAUCUGGUUCUUUUGUAAAAACAUUGAUUGACUUUCAUGGAACUAAUAUAGAUGAGUUAAGCUUUAAAGCUGGUGCAAUUAUUCGUGUAAUAGGUCGUGCACCUAAUAUCAAUGAUUUAAUUAACUCAUCAUCUGCAACAACAACUAAACGAGAUCAACUGACUUCAAUGUCCAAUUCUGGUAUUGAUGAUGGUUGGUGGGAAGGAGAUCUUCUACUGCCUGCAGCUGUUGAAGAUAAAGGAAAGCAAAAGUAUUAUUCUCAAAGAGGAGUUUUUCCGUCUAUGCUUGUACAACCUCUACCAUCAAGUGAUUCUACACUGUGGUCUGUCCGAUGGGAUGAUAUUUCACCAAUUCCAACAGGUUAUUCUAUAGAAGCAAAUCAAAAUGUGCAGCAAACUCAUACAAUACCAGAUUGUCCUCAUGAUGAUAUCAAAAAGGAUAAAAAAUGUAAACAUACUGAUGAAGAAGAUUAUAUUAGAUUGUAUGCAAAGGAAUUACCUUCAUCCAGUUCAAGUCGAGUGAAUAAAUUGAAUGGUGAAGGUUUCUGUUUACCAGAAAAUGCAGAACCAUCUGUAUCCUUGUCUUCACCUGAAGCCAAACCUUCACUGUCUAAUAAUACUUCAACAAAUCGACAACCACAUCAUAGUAACCAUUGUACACAUCAUCGUCAUAAACACUGUAAGGCAGAUGAAAAGAUUCCAAUUGCUGAAGUUUAA